Molecule: messenger RNA, 1254 nt
Organism: Cooperia oncophora
Lineage: Eukaryota; Metazoa; Nematoda; Chromadorea; Rhabditida; Trichostrongylidae
Source: the annotation of a GenBank genome assembly
AUGGAUCCAUAUGGUGGCCGCAUUGGUUCGGCAGAUACCAAUGAACGCGACGCGUCGUAUCGCAUUGUUGCGGAUCAUAUGAGAGGAAUAGUCAUGGCUUUGGCUGAUGGUGUUGUGCCAAGCGCUGUUGAUUCAGGGUUCAUUAUACGUAAAAUGUUACGGAGAUCGUUCUGGCAUGCAGUGAGCCGUUUAGGAAUUGAUCGUUACGCAUGCUCGGAACUUGUACCUGUUAUUGUUGACACUCUGAAGCCAGCUUAUCCAGAAUUGUCUCACUGUGGAGAGAAUAUAGCGAAAAGUGUGAUGGAGGAGGAAGAACAUUAUUGGGAGAUUGUAGACAAAGGAAGCACUAUUUUUGAACAGAUGCGUCUGAACAUGCCUGCGAAUGAAAGAAUUUUUUCAGGAGAAAACGCUUGGAUGCUACAUGAUACUCAUGGCAUUCCAAUAGAAAUCACCGAAGAUCUCAGUGAAAGACACGGUCUCACCGUUGAUCAUAAAAGAUUUUACGAGCUCAAGGAAGAGGCGAAGGUGCUUUCCAAAAGUCAAAGUAAAUUUUCUGCUGGUUAUUCUAUGGAUAUGUCAGGGUUGGAGAAAUGCUCAGAUAAUGCGAAAUAUGAGUACUGUCUUGAGGCAGAUGGAUCGUAUUCGUUUCCUCAAAUCACCACUAAGGUAGUGGCCGCCUUUAGCAACGGUAAACGAGUGCCUUCAAUCUCAUCGUCAGGAUCGAUUGUAUUGGAAAAUUGCCAGUUUUAUGCUGAAGAAGGUGGUCAGAGUAGUGACAAAGGCGUGCUGGAAGUUAAUGAGGAGCGUCGGCUUGCUUUGAUGCGUGCCCAUUCGGCAACACAUCUUCUUAACUGGGCGCUACGACGCGUUGGAGCAGGAAGAGGGCAACGAGGAUCAUCCAUCGAUGAGGACUCUCUGAGAUUCGACUAUGCAACUGAUGACUGUGCUGGAGAAGAUGAUAUUAUCGAAAAUGUUGAAGCACUCAUAAGAAAUGUAAUAUCCGAAGGUAAAAAGGUUGUGGUAGAAGAGGUGGCCUUCAAAGACGCAGCAAAUAUUCCAAAUUUGCAGUCGGAAUUCAAAGAGGGGAAGAAGUACCCAGAUGUUGUUCGAGUAGCUCGAGUCGGCGGUCGUGUUGAAGAUGCUUUUGCCGUGGAGUGCUGUUCUGGCACCCAUGUCUUGAAUACAUCGUCGAUAGUUGACUUCGCAAUUAUGAGCGACCGUUCAUCAGCGAAGGGUAUACGACGGAUAAUGGCG